GGAAGGAAGAUUUUCACCCAACAUAGUAAAGCGAAUGAUGAUGUAUUAGCUGAAAGGAGGCAAAGUGUUCAGCUUGAUUGCUUUGGCCAGUCAGCAGGAAGUAAUCUUCAUUUGGUUUCUGUUGUGGAAGAGUCUCUUCUCGAAUUGCAUCAUGUGGUCAAUGAAGAUGAGGAAGAGUCUGACUGUGGGAUGCAGGAGAAGAUAAGGAGGGGUAGGGGUCGUGGUCAAAGUGAAUUGGAUGGUUUUGAUGAAGAGCUAAUGGGUUCUUUAGCACUUGAGAAUGGAUUGGAUGAGAAAAAUGAUAAAAGACAACAUCAUAGAUCUCGGGAUUAG
Molecule: messenger RNA, 333 nt
Organism: Ilex paraguariensis (yerba mate)
Lineage: Eukaryota; Viridiplantae; Streptophyta; Magnoliopsida; Aquifoliales; Aquifoliaceae
Source: the annotation of a GenBank genome assembly